Uloborus diversus is the source of this 1374-nucleotide messenger RNA. RefSeq lists its product as uncharacterized. Lineage: Eukaryota; Metazoa; Arthropoda; Arachnida; Araneae; Uloboridae. Gene Ontology annotation, molecular function: DNA binding. The transcript has 2 exons. The coding region runs from base 1 to 1374 and encodes 457 amino acids. Gene Ontology annotation, cellular component: nucleus. The record is from RefSeq and is a predicted model, not a curated record.
AUGCAGGAGCUUGGGUUUGGUUUGACGGUCAGUCGAAUCAGGCACAUAGCAUACUCCCUUGCUGAGAAGGAGUGUGCUUCAAACAACAAACCGUUUCCAUUCAGCGACAAGAAAAAAAUGUGCCAGUUGGAAGUGGUGGCGGUGUUACUCAAUGAUUUCUACGACAAACUCUCUGAGGUUUAUGGAAAGUUUCCAGAAGGCAUCAAACCUCAACAAAUUUGGAACUGCGACGAAACGGGGCUGUGCUACGUUGUGAAGUCUGGACGAGUUGUUACAAGAAUAGGCAAGAGGUUCGUCUAUAAUCGAGUAAUUGCUGACAAGGCUGAAACUCACACCGUUUUACCUUGCAUCAAUGCCGCAGGUGAAUUUGGACCUACUCUACUGAUCUUCAAAGGCGCUAGAAUGAUUGAUGGUUUGAAAAUUGGGGCGCUUCCAAAUGUAACAGUUGCAGUGUCUCAGAGUGGCUGGAUAAACUCAGAGUUAUUUCUGAUGUGGUUUCAAAAAUUUGUCCAGGGGAUUUCCUCAGCAAGGCCUGCGGUGCUAUUAAUGGAUUCACAUGCGAGUCACAUAACUCCUGAAGUCAUUGCAAUGGCUUCAGAGAAUGAUAUCAUAAUUGUAACAUUUCCUAGCCACACAAGUCAUUUGCUACAGCCUUUGGAUGUAGCAGUAUACCGGCCUUUGAAAUUGGCUUGGCAGAAACACCUGAGGCAGUUUCAAGGAGGUAAUCCGCUGAGAAGACCAGGAAGAUUCGAUUUCCAUGGGAUGUUCAGUCCCGCUUUUCUGGAAGCAUUCAGCAGAGAAAAUAUCAUUUCUGCAUUCUGCAAGGCUGGUGUUUUCCCACUAAACAAGAUGAAAAUUCCUGAUGAAGCCCUGACAACAAACGUGGAUAACAGGUGUAUGGAUGAAAAUUCCCUGUCAGUCAGCAAUGCACCUGCUACAAAGGAAGGCAUCGAUGAUGUGUUAAAACUACCUGAUUUUACAGCACGUGCUCCAAAACCUGCAAGGAAGAGGCGUGAUCCAUCAGCUGCAGUUCAUCUUCCAGGGGAGAAAUCAUGUGGUAAUACUUCCACCGCCAGUACCAGUUCCAGUACUAGUGACACUACCAAAUCCUGUGUCAGUGCCAGUACCAGCAGUUUGGUUAAAGCCAAAAAGAACACCAAUAAGAGCAAAGGUGAAGCUGAAGAUGAAUGGUUCUGCCCCAACUGUAAUGAAAGUUACUACAAAGGACAUAACAAGAGCCCAUGGAUCCAAUGUUGUUUUUCUUUAAAUUGGUAUCAUGAAAGUUGCCAGGCAGUUGACUCAAAAAAUCCACCAACAGUGUUCAUGUGUAGUGUAUGUGCACGUAAUGAAGAAAAUGACAGUGACAGUGAUUAA